Molecule: messenger RNA, 2125 nt
Organism: Botrytis cinerea B05.10
Lineage: Eukaryota; Fungi; Ascomycota; Leotiomycetes; Helotiales; Sclerotiniaceae
Exons: 3
Coding region: 904-1314 (136 amino acids)
Source: RefSeq, a predicted model, not a curated record
GGCAACUUUUUGGGGGGGGGGGACAGGAUGCAAUGACUGCAACGUCUUUGAGACUUUCAUCGCUCGAUGGCGGAGGUAUUUGAGGGCUAUCUGAGCUGAUCAUUCUUGACGAGAUUAUGAGCCGUCUCAAAUACGCUCUCAAAUCUCCAGUCGAUUUAUUCCCAGCGGACUAUUCUGAUGUGAUCUGUGGAACAAGUAGUACUGGAGGGGAAGCCUCAUUCUUCUUGAUUUCCCAGCCGGGGAUAGAUUCUUACCAACUCCAGCUUGAACGCAUUGCUACGACUUUGAUUUUCGACGGCAGAAGCAAUUAGAUGUUAUGCUUCAUUAAGGGAAAGAAAUGUUAAACAGCAAAAGAUCGACAGGUUUGCACGGUUAUGGGCUUGAGUCGUCAAAUAUGGAGAGAGCAAUUAAAAAAUUGCUAGAAGUUGAAUGUGGGAAUGCUCAUGGCGACGAUAGGAUGCUUGUAGACGAAGAAAAGAGUCGCCACAAGUGGAAAGUGUAUAUUUCACCCGUGGAGAUAUCCUUCGUAAUGUGAAAUUUCUCACAAUCUAUAGCUUCGUGUGUGCUGUUAGCUCAAACCAUGUGGAAGGAGACCCCCCUAAAUUUCGUGCAUGGUCAGUAGCUAAAGAUCGAAGUCCCAACUGCAAGAUUUGGGAAGCAGCUUGAGCAGCUUGUGCAGCCCCUCGUUUCUUUCAAGGCAUCUUCGUCGAGGAGGAUGGGAUUGAUGAAGAGUUUGUGGACGCUGGUCUUGGCUGCAACAACUCUAUCCAGCAACUGAUAGCAGAAGGCAAGUCCGAGUUUGACCCAACGGGACCUGUUGCCUGCAUUUCAAGCAUUGGUGCUGGCAUUACCAAAGCUCUUGGAUUCACGAGACUAAAGUCUUUAGUGGAGAAAGUUGCUCUCAUGAGCCUUGUGAAUGUAUUAAUGGGUAUGGCAAUAUCAACAGAGAAAGAAGCUGCCGAAAUGGAAAAGAAGUACAAAGACAUUCCUGGAGUUUAUCACAGGUUAAAGAUUGGCAGAGAUGUAGGAGACAUUGGUCUUGAGGAGUGGAAAGAGCUUGGACAAGUCAACAGUCAUACGAAGGCAUACCUUCGGAAGGAUGGCAUCAGUCGUCAAAUCGAUGGCAUGGUGACGGCGUUAGCACAGGAGACUCGACCCAAAAUUCGAGUACAUCAGCUUGACAAUCAUAUAGUAUUACCCUUAGCUACUGCACACAUCUGCUUUCCUCGUUCCCAAGCCGACCGACACGGCUUCGUGCCUAGAUCUUGCAUACAUGCAAUUGGCUGUAUUUUUAAUGAUGUUCUGCUGAAAUGAUCAUCGAAAACUAUAGCACUUCAAGGCAUAGGGGGUUCUGGAACAACACAGCUUGCAUUACACUACUGUCGGAAAGCAGUGUCGCAAGGCGUGGAUUUAUGGCACCGCGAAAACAUCAGUCGAGCAAAGCUUCAGUAGAACCGCAGACUCAAUCAUUGGAAAGUCCUUGAAGAAAGUCAAUAUAGCAUCUUUUCCAACCCUGGCUCGUGAUAGAAUUGAAACGUGGAAAGAGCCGUGGCUUCUCGUCUUUGACAACUUCGAUGACCUCACAGAUUACUACAUCACCAAAUAUCUUCCACAAACCGAUUUUGGUCUCGUCAUCAUCACAGAUCGUCGUUCAGCAGCCAAUGAUCUUGGCUACCCUAUACUCAUCGAUCUACUCGAGGAAGAAGCUAUAAACCUACUCUUCCACCGAACGAACAAGGGGAGAGCGUAUGCCAAUAUAGAAGAUGCUCGCAAGAUAUGUUGCCAUCUUUCAUGCUUGGUACUAGCAGUGAAUCAAGCCGGAGCAUAUAUCAAGUCUACCGGGAUCAAUCUCGGGCUAUUUAUUGAGCAUUUCAAUGAACAACAGGAAAAUGUUAUGGCUUGGUCUCCGCCGCCCCUGAAGCGUUACAAAAGACUGGACCCAGCAUUCCCUGAUCAAGAAAUAGCUCUCACUAUAUCCACUACAUGGGAGCUAUCCUACAAUCGUAUCUCUGGUUCUAAAGAGAUUGUUGAGGCAGAGAGACAUUUUAUUCUCAUCGGCGCUUUUUUCGAUAGCAAUCGCAUAAAAGAGAAUAUCUUCCAGCAGUUUUUUGAGAGGACCUCUUAG